Molecule: messenger RNA, 597 nt
Organism: Trichosporon asahii var. asahii CBS 2479
Lineage: Eukaryota; Fungi; Basidiomycota; Tremellomycetes; Trichosporonales; Trichosporonaceae
Product: PfpI family intracellular peptidase
Exons: 3
Coding region: 1-597 (198 amino acids)
Source: RefSeq, a predicted model, not a curated record
AUGAAGGUUCUUAUGCUUGCCGGCGACGCCAUCGAGGACUACGAGCUCUACGCUCCCCUCAAGGCGAUGGAGAUGCUGGGCAUCCAGUGCGACGUCGUGUGUCCCGACAAGAAGGAGGGCGACGAGAUCCACGCGGUCCUCCACGUCCUCGAGCCGGGCUACCAGACCUACUCGGAGAAGCCGGGCCACCCCUUCCCCCUCCCCUCGACCUUUGCCGACUGCGCGUCCAACCUGGACCAGUACGCGGGCUUGAUUGUCCCCGGCGGCCGCUUCCCGGAGUACCAGCGCUGCGACAAGCGUGUCCUCGACAUUGUCCGUGCCUUCUUCCGCGACAACAAGCCCGUGGCCGCGCUCUGCCACGGUCUCCAGAUCCUCGCUGCUGCGGGCGUGCUCAAGGGCCGCGAGUGCUCUGCGUUCCCGAUGUGCCAGCUCGACGUCGAGAACGCCGGCGGAAAGUAUGUCGACUUUGAGGCGUUCUCGAAGAACGUUCACGUCGAUGACAACCUGGUGUCGGCGCCUGCUUACCCGGCGAUCGGUGUCUGGCUCAAGGAGUUUAUCUGCCUCCUCGGCGUCGAAGUGAAGCUGCCCCAGGCUUAG